This is a messenger RNA of Akanthomyces muscarius, 1671 nucleotides long. RefSeq lists its product as uncharacterized. The transcript has a single exon. NCBI's taxonomy places the organism in Eukaryota, Fungi, Ascomycota, Sordariomycetes, Hypocreales, Cordycipitaceae. The coding region runs from base 1 to 1671 and encodes 556 amino acids. The record is from RefSeq and is a predicted model, not a curated record.
AUGUCUGGAGACACGAAGACAUCAGUCUGGGCCCCUGCCCAUGAUCGUUCCGAAGAUAUGGAUCUGGAUGGGGACCGCCCUUCUGGCAUCCCGCCUCCCGCCUACCAAGAGGAGUACACCACUCCUGAGCCGUCGGCGCCGAGUGGUCCAUCAUGGACACAGCUACACUCGGCUCCGCGCGAGAACUUCAAAAACAGUCCUUUCUUGAGAAUGCCAGAGCCCUUGAUCGCCAAAAUCAUGACCGACUACUGUGGCAAAGAAGACAUUCUGCGCUUGCGCCACACCUCGCGCACUUUUAUGCGCAUCUUUUCUGGAAAGCAUGACUUUCAGCCACUUUGGCUGGCCGGGGACGAUGACGAGGACCUGUCACAUGUCUGGACAGCGCCCAAUUGCACGUACCCGGAGCAGACACCCAAACUCUGCUCGUCCUGCUUCGAGAUCAACCGGGACCGGGACCCCGAGGUCCACGACUACGAUGACCACCAACUCUGGUGCAGAGCCUGCAAGGACUUUCACUCGGAGCUGCACUUUUCCCACUUGCAGCGUGGUGAACUGGAGCAGGAGAGGACCUGCAUUGGCCGCGAAGGCCACGUCAGGCUCUGCAGCCACUACUCGCUCAGCUGGGGCCAAGUCCGCGGCCUGGCCAAGCAAGUCAAAAAAGGCAUUGCCUGCGUGCAUGAUGGCAGCAAAGACGGCCAUAGUUUCAGCAGCGGCAGUAGCUGCAGCAGCCCCAGCUGCCAAAACAACAACAAAAGAGCCGACUGCGACCACGUCAACUGCGUGUACCAGAACGCCACCGGGGUCGAGGUGGAACAGACUCGCGAUGGCGCGUAUGCCCUCCGAUUCACCACCCUCAGCCACAUUCCCUUCGGCAGAGGCCCGGCAGGCGAGAAGCCGAGCUGGUUCAGCGUCUACAAGGCCAUCCACGACGCGCUCACAAACCCAAAGGACGAGCAAACCUUUAUGCCGGCCCGGGUCUUUGCCGGCUGCGACCCCAUGAGGGUCUUUGACCCCAACCACUGCAGCUGCCUCGACUGGCACGUGGCCGAGUCCGAAAGUAAGGACUGCGGGCCCCGCGGGGGCUUCAAGUGGCUCCUCAGCGACCCGGACUGCGGCCAGUGGCGCGACAACGCCGAGGAGGACGAGUUCCCCGGCGCGCGGUGGAACGAGACCGACCCGGACACCGACCGCUGCGUCGGCGCGCGCCACGGGUUCGACGUCGAGGUCGGCCGUCGCGAAAUCUCCAUCGACUUUCUGCAGUGCGCAGACGACGGCAACAUGCUCGUCCUGCAGCAGGUAACCACAAUGGUCGUCGAAGGUCCGACAGAUCCCGCGUGGGAGGACCUCAUCGACGGCCACAGCAUCAUGCGCCGGUGCGACACCGAGAUGCUCGGCACGACGUGGUGCUGGCUCGAGGACACCGCCGAAAGCCACAAGUGCGCCGUCAGCAUGAUGAAGAGGACGGGAUCCACGCUGCGAGAGCUGGAGUGGCUGCAGAUGAACCCCGGAACUUCCGCCUAUAAUGAGGAUCGCCCGUCGGCGACUCGCCUCGCUCUGUUCAAAAAUGCCGGCGCCAUGCCGAAUCCGCUGCGGCAUAACGCCCAGGCAUCACCGAUGCCGCUUGGAGCUCCGGCCGAGAACCCUACGAGUCCGCGGGCCAUUCUCCUAUGA